GUUUUGCAUCAAUCUCAAAACGCAAUAGUUUUUUGCAAUGUAACCAGAAAUAGAUUCAAAAUGAGUGCAAUAUUAAAAUUUAUCCGCGAAAACCACAUAUUGGCUCUUAUAGAACAGACCAUUGCCAAAAAGAAGUCGCGUUUGAGUCUGAACGCCUACGAAAUCACAGAAAUACCGGGCCUUCUGUACACCUGUCUGGAAGUAGAACAUCUGUAUUUACAUAGAAACAAAAUUACCAAUGUUCCAGUACAAAUAACUCAACUAGUGAACCUCACGACGUUAACAUUAGACUAUAAUAAUAUAGAUUCGCUUCCAGCGGAAAUAGGUAACUUAAAGAACCUUGUGAACUUAAAUAUUAGUUACAAUCCUUUAAAAGUUUUGAUACCUGAAAUUGGCGACCUAGAGAACUUGGAGGCCUUUUGGUGCAACAGGAUAGGCUUAAGAGAGAUCCCAAAAGAAAUUGGAAAAUUGGAGAAACUAGAUACAUUUGGAGCAAGAGGAAAUGAGCUUAAAACUAUACCUGAGGAAAUGACCAAACUUUCGCGAUUAAGAUGGCUAACUCUAGAGAAUAACUUAAUAGAAACUCUACCAAACACAAUGGAUAGGAUGGAGACACUUGUGCACUGCAACCUGCGGAACAAUAGGAUCAGAGAAUUCCCUGAAUCUGUGCUCCGUUGCUCUGAGCUCAUGUUCCUACAACUCAAUAACAACGAGAUAUCGUUUUUACCUGACGACUUCAGCACCAGUUUCUUAUCUUCACUUGAGAUGAUUGAUUUGAGGCAAAACCCUAUAUGUGAACUGUCCCAUCCAGAGCACCACCUAGUCCGGUACUCAGAUGAGAUACCAACAGCGGAUGGUACAGGAGAAGUAUCGUCGCAAGCAUCCACUGGUAGCCGCCAGGGGGCGCAGGCGUUAGCUAUCAACGCGACGGCGCUCCGGUUGCCCGCAGUGCCCGCGCCGAGACAUGCCGACCCAAUGGCCAUAGCUGAAAUGGACUUGGAUGCGUCAUCUGUGGAGUCGUCUGAAGACUGGGAGAAUAGUGUCAAUAGCUCAGAGCUGGAUGUUCAGUACCAGAGCGAUGAGGAACGAGCCGAGAAUGAGGCGGUCGGCAUGGUGUUGCCAGAACUGUCCCGGUACGCUUCUACUGCGAGUUGAACCACAGACAAAUGCAGAACGACUACUUCACUAUUGAAACCGCGUACUCACUUCGAACGCACAAGUUAUAUUAACAUUUUUAUAUAAUGAAAUAAAUGUUAUAACUUGUUAUCAUAAAAUGUCAUAUCGGAUUUUGACUUAAUAUUCAUUAUUAUAAGGUUUAUAACCAAAAGGGAAUAUUAAGCAAGGCUCGGAGUAGGUGGCAGCACUAGCAGACUUAGUAGACAAAGAAACAUUUUCGAACAUUUUGUCUUUUGAGAUGAAUGAUUCUCUUCCUUCUUAUAUCCAAAUAUGCAGUAAUAGUUUAUUAUUAGAUAAAAUUAUGAUUUUUAAUUAAAAAUUAAAAAAACUGUUAAUGCCUACUAUACUCACUAUGACUUUACCCUUUGCUCACUGUUCUAUGGGUAACGUCUGAUAUUUAUAAAAAAAAACUGUUUAGAUUCUGUCUCACGAACGAAGUCCCGCGGCAUAAAUCUUAUUCCUUUUUUAAUAAAAGCGAAAACUGCGAGGUACUUAUUUCGCGAGACA
Diatraea saccharalis (sugarcane borer) is the source of this 1683-nucleotide messenger RNA. NCBI's taxonomy places the organism in Eukaryota, Metazoa, Arthropoda, Insecta, Lepidoptera, Crambidae. The record is from the annotation of a GenBank genome assembly.